Messenger RNA from Pseudomassariella vexata, 1956 nucleotides. Its product is annotated as zinc-dependent alcohol dehydrogenase. The record is from RefSeq and is a predicted model, not a curated record. NCBI's taxonomy places the organism in Eukaryota, Fungi, Ascomycota, Sordariomycetes, Amphisphaeriales, Pseudomassariaceae. The transcript has 3 exons. Gene Ontology annotation, molecular function: L-iditol 2-dehydrogenase (NAD+) activity; zinc ion binding. The coding region runs from base 164 to 1471 and encodes 435 amino acids. Gene Ontology annotation, biological process: D-sorbitol catabolic process.
UAUAAAACAUUCUCCGACACAAGCACAAUUCCGUCACGCUUGACACAUCCUCGGCUCUACUUUCAGGCCAACCCGCAUACUUUCACCUGACACCUUAUUAGCCCCAACGUCGCUCUACAUCCCACACUACAUCCCGCGCCCGCGUCCGGAGUCGUCAUUGGCAAUGGCUCCCUCCGCCAUGAUGGAUGAGAUGGCGCCAAUGCAGCUACCCGUGCACGCAAAGUCGAUAAGUGCGUCCGUCUUGCAUGGGCCUCGAGACCUACGAUUGGAGGCCCGGAGCAUCGAGGACCCUGCCGUUGGCGAACUGCAGAUUGCCGUCAAGUCAACUGGCAUCUGUGGCUCCGAUGUAUCGUACUACAAGAAGUUUGCCAACGGGGAUCUCUGUGCUUGUGCGCCCUUAUCCCUUGGACAUGAGUCGUCCGGUACAGUUGUGGCCAUUGGACCCCAUGUUUCCGGCUUCAGCAUCGGUGAUCGGGUGGCUCUGGAGGUCGGCCUUCCAUGUGGUCAAUGUGGUAUCUGCAGAAAAGGCAGAUACAAUUUAUGCAAGAAGAUGCGCUUCCGGAGUAGCGCAAAGAGCGUGCCUCACUUCCAGGGCACCCUUCAGGAGAGGAUAAACCACCCUGCCAUUUGGUGUCACAAACUACCGGAUCACGUCUCGUUUGACGCUGCUGCGUUACUUGAGCCCUUGUCCGUUGCUAUCCACGCUAUCAACCGUGCCUGUCCAAUUCCUGGCUCUACUGCACUUGUCAUGGGUGCAGGCACGGUUGGGCUCUUGACUGCAGCCAUGGCUCGUCAAUCUGGCUGCACAACCGUCACCAUCACGGAUGUUGAUGCUGGCAGAGUUGACUAUGCCAUAAAACACGGCUUUGCGACUCACGGAUAUGUCGUUCCCCGUCCUCUUCACACCUCCUCCAGCAGCUCUUCCAUAUUCACCAACAGCUCCGGAACGUCGACGCCUUUGGAGUGCGGUGUCAUGACACCGGCGAGUCUCUUCUCUAACUCGAUCCAAGGUCAACUCGAAGGAGCAAAGAGCCUCGCAGCCGACAUCCUCGCUCAAACUAAACCGCCCCCGGGUCUCGAGUUUGACGAUGAAGAUGACGGAGUUGAUAUUACGUUCGAAUGCACCGGAAAGGAGGUUUGCAUGCAUAUGAGUCUCUACGCCACACGGCCGGGUGGGAAGGUCAUUAUGGUCGGCAUGGGUACCCCUAUCCAGACCCUCCCAAUGUCCGCAGCCCACCUGCGGGAAAUCGACAUCCUGGGCAUCUUCCGAUAUGCCAACACCUACCCUACUGGUAUUCGAUUACUCUGCGCCCAGGGCCGGGGCGGUACUGGCUUCUCCUUUCCGAGCCUAGAUGACAUGGUUACCCACCGAUUCCAGGGUCUUGGUGCUGCAAAAGGCGCCUUUGAGCUUGCUAGCAGAACCGUCGAUGACAACGGCAACCUUGUGCUGAAGGUGGUCAUUGAGGCCUAAAGUGGAUUGAUUGAAUUGGCAUGGGAUGAGCUCUGUACCACCAACUCCUUGCAUUAAUAUCUGGCUUCUGGACAUGACGAUGUUGCGAUGCUUCACUCCACUCUCGAUGACAUAACGCUGCGACGACGUGAGAAUUCAGCUGAAACAAGACGGGAGAGGCAGACAUUGAGGUUUAGAGGGAGAAGAGUAAACGUGGUUUCAAAGAUAUUUGUCCAAAUGGAGUGAAAAUGAAUGGGACACAAUGGAUAGGGGAGAGCUUGAUAAAUACCCACCAGGUUCGAUUUCCUACCACUGCUCAACUUCUUAAUAUGGGGUCAAGACCGGGGAGCCAGGCGAUGGAAUUCAAAUGGCUAGACUGGAUAUUCGGAAGGCUGUGUUAAUAUCAAAUUGAAGAUCACCGGAUUUACAUCAACUGGUUCUAUUGUGAAGUUUGGCGGCCACGUGGCAAGGCGGCUUUACCGAUUCGCUCAUAGGCUGAGCUGGAC